UAUAUUAUCUGAAAUUAUUUUUAUCAAUAUCACUUGAAAAUAUAUAUAAGUGUAUCUGAUUUAUAAAAAAAAUAGUCCGAAAUAAUUGAGUUAUAGGAAUCACAUCCAUAUUGUAAAAAAUGAAGAAACAAGAUUAUUUAGUGUUCGUCGAAAUACUACUUGCUGUUGGCAAUCUCGUGACAGGCGCUCCAACAGAUGGUCUCAGAAUAUUCGGUGGGCAAGACGCGGCUCCUGGUCAAUUCCCCUACAUUGUUUCCAUUCAACAAUGCGGGUUGUUCACCUGCGAACACUACUGCGGCGGGUCGAUCCUGGCGCCAUCUUGGAUCCUCACCGCCGGUCAUUGCUACAGCUACGGGCCGAAGUAUCAGGUGGUGGCCGGCAUCCAGAACAUAUCGGAGAAGAGCGAGUGGAGGCAAACCGUGGCGGUUGACAAGUUUCACGUCCAUGAGAAAUACAUUGGAAACGUCAAUCCAAAUGACAUCGCUCUCAUCAAGUUGGAAGAACCGCUGACAUAUAGUGACAGGGUUCAGCCGAUACCUCUUCCUGAGCCCAACUCGUUUUAUUCUGGUGACGCUGUGGUGUCAGGAUGGGGACAAAUCAGUGGGAACUUUUUUUCUAUCUACCCCGAUACUCUUCAGUUCCAGAAAUCUACUGUUCUCACUAACGACGAAUGUAUGGCCCUAAUAGAAGCCAAACUGCACGGACAAAGAAAUCCAUACGACGUGAACAGUAACGUAUGCACCGGCAACCCCGUAUCGCACCGCGGCAUAUGCUCCGGGGACUCCGGAGGACCUGUUGUCGGUGAGGGGGUUGUGGUCGGAUUGGCCUCUUAUUCCUUCAUCCCCUGUGGACAGGCCGCAGCGCCAUCUGUCUUCACCAGAGUCAGUAACUUCAUCGAUUGGAUACACGAUCACAUGAACUCGACUAACGCAACCAUGUACUAGAUUCGUUACAUAGCUAUUAAAUAAUGCAUGUCACAUGUUUUAUUAAUUAUUUGCGGCUAAAGCCGUUACCAUCGAGAUUAGAAGGUCAGCAGACUCUGACGUAAACAGCUCGUGAC
Molecule: messenger RNA, 1060 nt
Organism: Phaedon cochleariae (mustard beetle)
Lineage: Eukaryota; Metazoa; Arthropoda; Insecta; Coleoptera; Chrysomelidae
Source: the annotation of a GenBank genome assembly